This is a messenger RNA of Uranotaenia lowii, 9281 nucleotides long. Its product is annotated as DNA-dependent protein kinase catalytic subunit-like. Lineage: Eukaryota; Metazoa; Arthropoda; Insecta; Diptera; Culicidae. Gene Ontology annotation, molecular function: protein binding; DNA-dependent protein kinase activity. The record is from RefSeq and is a predicted model, not a curated record. The transcript is spliced from 4 exons. Gene Ontology annotation, biological process: telomere maintenance; double-strand break repair via nonhomologous end joining; intrinsic apoptotic signaling pathway in response to DNA damage. Gene Ontology annotation, cellular component: nucleus. The coding region runs from base 1 to 9234 and encodes 3077 amino acids.
AUGAUUUUCUUUUCCAGGACCGAAUUGUGUGGUCACCUGAUGCAGCUGAGUACCGAUCCGGAUCUUGCGGUGUGCCAAAUGUUCGAGCCGUUAACGUUCCAGAUCAUCCACUACCUGACGCAACCAUCGAAGAUCAACCUGAAGGGGACAGAAGUGUUCGUCAACUGUCUAAUGAACUCGAUCUCCCAUCCCUCGGAUACGGGCAUUCGCGAUUUAGCCGCUCGAUGUAUUCGCGAAUUUUUGCUGUGGACAAUCCGGCAAACGCGAUCGGAUCAAAGGGUUGAAGGAGCUUCCACGGCUGCUGCCAAUUUGUCUAUGAUUUUGGAAAAGCUGCACGUGUACUGUUUGGACUCGAAUCCGAAUCGGAGGCAGGGUGCAGCUUUGGCGUUCAAUAAUAUCUAUAGGAUUUUGCGGGAGGAGGAAGCGCACAUCGAGCGAGUUUGGUUCGACCUUUUUUACGUGUUUUGCGUGAACUUUGUGAUGACCGAAGACUUUGAUCGUACCGUUACCAAUUUAGAGCAGCUGUCGGCAUCGAUCGAUCAUUUGGUGCGGGUGUUGGUGGUGAGGAAGGCGAUUUUCAAUCGGUCGAGUUCGGUACGGGUUGUUCCGAGGGCUUUCGGAGGAGGGUUGAUGAAAGAUUUGGUUCGGUGGCUGUUUGGACAGUGUGGAAGUCGGGGAGCUACCUAUAGGAGCAAGUGUAUGGAGAUUUUCCCGAAGCUGGCUACAAGCGUGGAUGGGUGCAGAACUGCAGGGGAGUUUGUGGAGAAAUUUUUGGAGGAACAAGCUAUCUUGGAUGUCUGCGAUCACAAAGAUGUAAGCCAGGGAAUAAGAAAUGCGAGUGAUUUGAGGUUUAUCGCUGACCAUAAGCUACCGUUGAUCAGUAACAUUUAUUUAUGGAUGGAAUACUUUGUCUCCUCGUUGGAAAUGUUCUACUGGAUGAUGAAGAAUUCAUUGCUAAAGAGUCCAGAAGGUAUAUUGGGGAAGUCAAACAUCUUCGAAGCCAUUCAAUAUUUCAUUUCAACAAUGGCUAAUGCCAGCAUGUUCGCAAUCAUGACUACGAUUCGACCGGAAGUUGUUGACGAAAGCCACGCUAGCAUUGAGUUCCGAAUUUGCACAGACAAAAUCAUCAAGUUUAGUGUCCUAAAAUGUACAAUCAUCGUGAGGAUCGUGGAUUUGCUGAGUUUGAUUCUUGAGAAAAAAUGUCAUCACGUUAUACAGGACAGCUUCUGGGAAUCACAGGAAUUGUGCGACUUCAUCGUGGACUUGAUCUAUCAACCACAGAGUAUGGGUUUUGAUUUUCGAUCGUGUCAGGAAACGAUUGUCAGGUUGCCGAAACGAGUGGAAGAGCUGUUGGACAAGAUUGAAUCGUUUGAAAAUGUGCAGUUCAAGGAAAGGAUCUACCAGAGGGUAGCUACGAAGUUGGGGAAUAUUAUGAAGGAUAUCUCGGAUCGGUUACCAGUGUUGAUGAAGGGCGACACGAUCGGGAUGGAAGAUAGCAAUUUCGUCGGGGGAGUGUUGGUUAUUGCGCGACGCUAUCGAAUUUACGCCAGUUACUUCGGCCCACGGACAAAAGAUUUCUUGGAGACGGUUUCGGACACGGUCAUACACGAACUGUUCAACGGUUUAAAAGAAAGGAGGUUGGAAGAGACAUUCUUAGCCCGUCUGACUCCAUCGGUGAAGCGGUUUUGUUUGACGGUUCUUCGUAUUGCUCUGCUGUUCAAAGCAACCCCGAUGCCAUUGAUUGUACAAUUGAUGCUGAACGAUGACAAGUUGGGACUGUUUCAGCAACCAGGCAGCAGAUCAUUCAUUCUUCAUGGAGAGCAUUUUGCGUCUACGUUUGAGGACGCAAUAUUCGAACAUUUCGCAAAGAAUUUUGCGGACAACUUCAGUUUGUUAGUUGAGAAAUCCGAUGCAUCGAACUUUUUGAUGAUCUUAAAAUUGUUGUGUAAUUUCCUGGAUUUCAACUACCAGCAGAAGCGAUCAGAUGUAGUUGUGUUGACGAAUAUAACCGAGAAGUUGUUGAGCAGCUGGCCUAAACUCUAUUCGAAUGCUCAACAGUUUGACAACAAAUUUGGUUGCACAGAUCUCUGCUUGAUUGAAUUGAUUUCGAACAUCGCGAUGGCUAGUCCUAUACCAUUAGAUCAAAUAGGAGCGAAGGCUGCCGGAUUGAAACCGUGGCUGCUCGAGUUGAUAGGCAAGCAACAGAAUUCGAUUGAUCUGAAGGCGAAAGCUAUCUUUCUAUUGCCUACCUUGGUAGGUGGAAAUGAUAAUGAGUCUGCGGAAAUCUCGGCAACUUUACAAAAGCUUCAGAAUCAACACUUCCCAUUACGAUCGUCUGAGUUUGUCCCAAACAGCGUCGAGCGAGUUAGUUUUGAGAACUGUAUUGCAGCUCUCCUGGACGCCAUGGUAGUUUCUAGGUCGCCGGUUCUGCUACGCGCAGUAAUCGACGCUACAGCCGCUGAUGGAGAACAUAUUGCGGAGCACAAAAUUCGUACAGCUUUCGGGGAAUACAUGAGGAUUCAAAACAGCACUCAACAGUGCUACAAUCUUAAGUUGAUAUUCAACAAAUUCUGUGACGAAUCCCUAGAACCGUCUAUUCGACUCACGGUGUUGAAGCGGUUUUUGACAACUGGACUACGAUUGUGUAGCGUUGAAACCAUAAUCACCUUCUACAAAAUCAACAUGAAAAAGGUCAACGAGCUGAUCCGUAGCAACUACGGUCAAUACGGAUCCGGUUGGGAGGCAGAACAGGCUUUGGUGAAUCGUCUGGGAGGAUUUCGGCUGAUCGAGCUAUACGUAGCGAUUCUACCUCGGGAUAUCGUACUUUCGGAUGAUUGCAUGGUUGCUGAAACGCUCUACAGUGAAGGUGGAAAGGUCAGUGGCAAUCGAAUGAUCACCGAUCUGACGAAAAAAGCCUACGCAUGUCGUUCGGAAGUGUUCUUAACUCCGGAUACACCUACAGCGGAACUAUUCCGGCUUUAUCAAUGUGCAGCUUACCAAGCUUUAAUUGCAAUCAUUAGCAAUACCAAAGAUGAUCUACAGCUCUACAACGUGUUGCUGUUUCGAGAAAACAAAGACAAAAAUGAAUAUAUCUGGAGGAAGUUGAUCAACUGUUCCGAAGAACAUCUUUACGAUGAUCUCAACCAAGAGUUGGAAGACUAUCCCAAAAUUAAAGACAAGAUCGUUUCGAUACGUCGAUUGACCAGCGAUUCAGCUAAUACUUCCUCCAAACGAUUUAAGUACAUCCAAAUGACCAGCGUAUUUGAGUCGUCCCUUAGCCAAGAUGUCACCAAGCUAGACCUAAACUUCUCGAUAGUUCGCACAACCCAAGAAGCAGCUGCAAGAGAAAUCGAAGAACUCACAUUUCAACAGCAGCGUCGAGUAACCGUGUCACUAGAACACUCAAAGAUCAAUGACCACGAAACGAUGCCCAUGAUCUGUGCCUUAAUUCAGCACAUGCACGAAAACAAAAUUACUCCUACACCGGAAGGAGAUCGCUUCGUACUUCCCCCUUGGGUCAAAUUCCUUUCAUCUUCGCUACAAGACGAACAGCAGCACAAGAACGUCAGGCUAUUUCUGGCUAAGGUCGUGGAUAACUGUCGGAUCUGGUUGAAACCUUAUGCUAAAUCUCUGGUUCCGGCACUGAUGCAGGUAAUCGUCGAUGAGUGCAUCUCCAGCCAGCUCAAUACGUUCGUUACCGAUUUGCUAGCACUGAUCAUCGAGUGGAGUGACGUAUUCCAGCCGAGUAGUUGCGACGAGAUCAGUUUGGCCUCAAGGUUGAUCAAGUUCGUGGUGCGGAACUGUUUUCACCUCAGGCGAGAAGUUUUCCGAUUGAACUUGGAGCUAACUAAAAAUUUAAUUGAAAGGUGGAAAUCCGUUGUUGGGCUACCGGUACAACUUCUCUACGAUAUGAUCGGACCCAGUCAGGAUCCGGAAUCGAUGCAGAAUUUGUGCGGGCUGCAGGUCAAUGCGAUCGUAAUGGCUAAUGGGUUGGUCCCAUGGAGCGAAACAACUAAGUUUGAUUUCAUACGAGCCAUCUUCAGAUGCUUGGAUUCGGAAAGAGUAGCCGUUUAUCGACCUGCUUCGGAGUUGCUGGGGAUGUGCCUUCAAAAUAUCUACCCAAAUGGAGAAGAGAAAGAUGAUGAGCGAUUCCAAGGUGAGUUCAUCGCAAAACUAACAGUUAUGCGAAAGAAGCAGGAGAAAAAGUUUGUGGAUGUUAUCUAUGGAAUACACAAAAAUUUCCCUAGGAUCGUGGAUUCGUUUCUUCCCAUCAUCGCUCACUCGAUUCCAAGUUCAUCGGGUCCGAUCAAGAAAAUCUUUCUAGAGAUGCUCCUGUCCAGGGUAGAAGUCUUCAAAGAGCAAGUUCAUCGAGAAUUGAUUUCUCUGGAUUUGAAGGGUAUGCUAAAAGAUCGUCACUAUCAGCUACUAGCUCUUCACUUGAUCAACAAGUCCUUGACGCUGAUGUCCGCAGAAAAUUUGGAAGAUUUGAGUGAUAACAUCACUGUCAUGACAUCCAAUGAACAGUCCGAAGUACGUGAUGUAGUGUUCGAGAUAUUGAUGUUCAUUCAUGACAACUCCCUUACCCAACUAACGGAACCAACCAAGCUCAAAAUUCGAAAAGCCCUGCUUCAAGGUCUAAAUGACUCUAACCAAGCGAUUCAGAAUCGGAUGUUCGACUUUUGGACCAAAGAACCCAAUUUUCCUCAGGAAAUCGAUACUCGUUUCCAGAGCAUUCUAGCCAAUCUGUACGACCCCUCGCAAGAGUCACAUUUCAUCGGCUACGCAACUCACAUCCUACUGGACCCCGCAAUCAAAAACACCGAAUCAAAGCGGAGAAUAUUCCAACACGAAUACGAAGCAGACGUCAAGUUAACCGAGUUCACCAUCGACACCCGCUGGCGGCAGCGUAACUCCUUCGCAUCGGCUCCACUUUUUGUUGAAUCCCAACAGCGUCUGUUCGCCGGUGGCGAAGGAUCCCAGAUGGAGCGACUGAUCAAGGCAACGCAGUUUGGCUCGGUGGGCAACGUAUUCGAGCCCACCCUGGAUCCUAUGGUGAUGUCCCAGACGGCUAGCAGUUUCACCUUGCCUUCACAGAAUUCGUUGAUGUUCGAAACAAUGCCACCGGUUCUGGAUCGCCGUUCGAGGCGAGCAGCUCCAUCGGUUGGAUCUACAGUAAGCAGCGGUCCAAAAUCUUUCGACAGUUUGAGGAAGCGAAUUCUCAAAGAUAAAGAUCGAUCUGCACGUGAUCAAGCGUUGAAGGCCAUUGAAAGGCAUAGCUACGAGACCGUUCGAAAAGCUGAUAGCUUCAAGCGGAAACAAGGCGAAGUUGUUUUGUAUCGAAGGUACCGUAUUGGAGACUUUCCGGAUUUGUUGAUCAAUAGCUUAGCGCUGUUGAUGCCUUUGCAAGCCUUAUGUAGAAGGGAUUCGGUUUUGGGUCGGCAGGUUUUCGUCGCCGUAUUCGACGGAAUACUACAGGAAUGGGAACAAAACGACCAAAACACUAGUGAACUAAUCACCCCGAUCAACCAAAGUAUUCAACAAAUCUUUUCCGAGACCAAGAGUUGUGACUCGGUUCUCUUCGGCGCGUUGAUUGAACUUGCCAUGAAGCGACCUCGUGUCUUCGAUUUGUCUCCAGAAAAUUUGACAACGGUUGCAUGUGGCGCAAAUAUGAUGACCAUGGGAGUUCUCUAUUUGGAAAACAAACUACACGAAUACGACUUUCCCGACGAAUCCAUUCGGUCCUCGUCUUGGGCGUUAACAUCGGAAGCACUUCACUGGAUCAAAUUGGCCGAACUGUACCAUGUGCUGAAUGAACACGAUAUUCUGGCGGAUAUUUUCUCAGAUAAAAUGGAUAGUGAUCCGCGGUUGAAGGAGGCGAUUGAGUUGGAAAAUUGUGGGAACUUCAAUCGGGCCCGGGACCUGUACCACCGGAUGAUCUUGGAGAAUCAAUCUCGCCUGGCGGAGCAGAGCUUCUGCUAUCAGUCGUACUUCGAUUGCUACGCUCAGAUGGGAAUGUGGGAGGAGUUGAUUCCGGUUUUGGAAAGACAGGUCGAUGGAAGUUCCGAGGAUCUGUGGUUGGACGACUGGAAUAUGGAGAACAUUUUGCCAAAGUACGUCCACGCUAAUACGCGGCUGAAUUUGGCAGGUGACGAACGAGGUAGAGGGUUCAUCGUAAUGUUGGAGGCUUGGAUGCGUGCUCCCGAUCGUGUAGAGCAUUUGAAGUCGAACUUCGGUGAAGAAAUUACCAUGUUACAGGUUGCAAGUGGUGAAUACUCGAGGGCUAAGCUCUACUCGGACCAAGUUAUGCGUCAGUUCUUGGAUGAAUGGAGUUACCUGGAUCCGCUCUCCGAUAAAUUGAGGAUAAAAAAACUGUUGGAUGUCCGUAAAAUUUCCGAGGUCAAUGGAUACAGUCACCUGUUGAGCGAGCGACUGCAAACGAGGGCGUUGAAGAAUUUGGUUACCGUAUGGCAGAAUUCAAACCCCAGUAAAGCGGAUUCCCUACUGAUUUGGGAUACGUUACUUGUGUAUCGUAAGUUCGUGCUAAAUAAGUUGGACACUUUACUGGAGGCGUCAGCGGAUGAUGGAAUUUUGCAGUUCGAUUUUGUGAAGGAACUCAACGAUGGGAUAUUCGAAACCGAAUUGCGACUUUUCGAUGCUUCGUUCGAGCAAAACAACAUGAAAUUCGCUCGAAAGAUAAUCAAGCGCUUGGAUAUGGUAGCCGAGGAGCUAACCGAACGAGGUUAUCGAUGGAGAAUUUCUCAGUUGAAAAUGAAGCGAAUUGCUGAUCUGGAAGGAAAUAUAACAGCUAUUAAUGGACAACGUGGAGUUGUAAACUUCCGGAGAUUGAAGGCCUUGUUAGAAGAAGAAAAUCUGUCUGAUUACCUGGUCGUAAAGAUAACAGGGUUACAAGAGCUAUUCCUUCUUACGGAAAAGUUACGCGGUGCCGCUACACAUCUAAAUGAGGAAGAGAUGCGGAAGUCGCUGCCCUAUAGCGAUGAAGUAUCUCUGCAAGAUGCAUUAGGUAAAUUUUCGUUGGACUGUCUUCAAAGAUCGGUAGACUUGGCAAAUCGUGGGAUCUUGGACACCUCAUCGAACACCAUGCUGUCCUCGGUAGACGUUACAUUGCUGGCAGAAUGUCACUUCAAACUGGCGCAGUUUUGCUACGAUGGCUUGGAACAUGAGCCUCUUGGCGAGACUCUUAACUCGGAACGUCACCUGAUAAAUGGGUUGCUAGCAGCCAUGCAACAUGGUUCCAAACCUGCCAGACAGCUGUUCCCCUACCUGCUUCAACUACCGUUCUUACAAGAUGGAUCUUUACAGGAUCAGUUCAUCGAAGCCAGUAGUUUGGUACCCGAAUGGAUGUUUCUGAGGUGGAUCCCACAAAUCUUAUCUUACGUAAAUUGGAACGAAAAAUCCUACCUGGAAAACCUACUUCUGCGAAUAGCAAAAGUUUAUCCUUUGGCCAUUUACUACCCAGCAAGGCUAGCGUUGAAAACUCACCAGAAAAUAUCUGGAAUUUUGGAGCUCGGAUCAACCUUGGCUAAAAUCAACAACCUGUUAACAUUCCCCAAGUUGGACAGGUUCUCCAGUGAACUCGCUCAGAUCGUUGUUCCCUGUAUGAAGGUCGAUAAAAUGAUCUUCGAGCUGAUGAACUCAUUGUCCGAUAUUUCGGAGCCACUCUCCGAGGAAGAGUUCCGUAAAAUGGUUCAGGAUUCGGCGGACGACGUAUUCCAGAGAAAUUCGUCAGAUCUUGGCCGCGAACACCAGAAAUUGAUUCCUUUUAAAGAUCAGUGGCUUAAGCUUUUGGAGUUUGAUUUUGUAAAGCAAAAAACCGAAAUCUACAGGCAUCUUGAAAUGUUGCGUCAGGAAGUGAAGAAGUUGAUUCCGAAGAAUAACAUCCUAGAUCUUAUUAGAUAUUCUCCUUGGUUGAGUAACUACCAUUUCAAUGAACGCGAAGACAUGUUGGAAAUCCCGGGUCAGUACAACGUGGACCACAAGCCGAAUGUUGUGAACCACGUGAGAAUCGUCAAAAUCGGUGGUCAACUGGAGUUGUACGACACGUUACGAAGGCCACUUCGGCUACAGAUCAACGGUAGCGAUGGCAAAACCUACGACUUCCUGGCCAAAUACGGAGAAGAUUUGCGCCAGGAUCAACGAGUCCAACAGCUGCUGGACACUAUUUCACACCAGAUGUCACUGGAUCAACGCUGCCGGGAGCACCAGUUAUCGGUGCGAACCUACGAAGUUAUCCCGAUUAGAUCCGAUUUCGGAAUCCUCAGCUGGAUUCCGAACACCUCCUCGAUCAAAAAUGUUGCUGUGCGGUCCAUGAUUCGGUUCAAUCCUGCUGGAGAUGUUACGGAGCAGAUCAAACAAGAGUACGCUCAGUUUCUGAUGCAGGCGGCUGGGACCACUGAUGAGCGAAGACCUUCGGCCAUUUAUGGAAAGGCGGCCGUCAUGAGCACACCAGAAAAGAUCAAAUUAAAAUUCAACGCCCUGCGAUACAAAAUCAAGGAAGACUCCCUCAAACGGGCCCUGUUCGACAUGUCCGUUUCGCCGGAGUCGUUCUACAAUCUGCGGGGUAACUUCGCCAAAAGCUUGAUGGCUAUGAAUGUGUGCUGUUGGGCGCUUGGCAUUGGUGAUCGUCAUACUUCGAACCUUCUCAUUGAUCGAAGCAAUGGAAAGCUGGCUGGAGUUGAUUUUGGGAUUGUGUUCGGUGCCGGUACCCGGGAUCAGGCCAUACCGGAGCUGGUACCUUUCCGGUUGACGCCUCAGUUCGUAAACGUUAUGGAGCCGAUGCGGACAUCUGGCUUGAUGCACAAGUGCUUAGUCUACAGCUUGACCUGUUUGAGGGAUUCGAGGAAGCUUUUGAAGUCUUGUCUCGAGGUGUUUGUUCGAGAACCUACCAUGGACUGGCUGGAAGUAGCCCGGUAUCGGUUCAAUCAGGACAACAGUAAGGCUGCUUUGAGUUGGGAUCCACAGACUCGGAUCAAAAUCGCAAUACGGAAGCUGAAUGGGGCCAAUCCGAAGGUGCUGAUAGCAGAAGAACUACGACUUGGGCAGGUCGCUAGAAAUGCGGAGUUCAUGAAUGGUUAUUUAAAGCUACUUCAAGUGGACCAACCGCCCAUGCCAGAGGGCAACUUGAGUGUUGAACAGCAGUCAAAGUGUUUGCUGGAAGCCGCCACGAGUGGAUCUGCUUUGGGAAUCGCCUACAGCGGGUGGUUCCCGUGGUUCUAGUUUGUUGAUUUAUGCUUGUUGUUUAAUACAGUAUUAUAGAUGUUUAA